Messenger RNA from Otolemur garnettii (small-eared galago), 2915 nucleotides. RefSeq names its product t-SNARE domain containing 1 (gene TSNARE1). Lineage: Eukaryota; Metazoa; Chordata; Mammalia; Primates; Galagidae. The record is from RefSeq and is a predicted model, not a curated record. Gene Ontology annotation, biological process: vesicle-mediated transport. Gene Ontology annotation, cellular component: nucleus; membrane. The transcript has 14 exons. Bases 99 to 2513 code for a protein of 804 amino acids.
UGUCGUCGCCCCUCCCGCCGUGAGCGCACGGAACGCACCCGCGAGCCACCCAGGCCCAGCUCAGCAAGGAGGCUGCCGGCCCCGCCCUCUGGAAGAAGAUGUCUUAUGGAUCCAUCCCUGGUGAAGGUGGUGCUUUCAGGGGACCCUCGAGACAAGGCUAUCAGCCCCUAGAGUGCGCUAGAUGUUGGACCGAGUAUGGAAUUCGCCAUUUCCCCUGCCCGUCGCCAGAGAGCAACUCCCAGGACCCCUGUGUGGGAAAGGACGGGGAAGGUGACCUGGGGCCAGCGGGUGCACCCAGAGUCCCAAGGGCCAGGAAGCGAGGGCCAAGGAUUGCCCCUGAAGGCAGCCGGAUACCAGAGCCCACCUCACCAUCCCCAACUGGCCUGAGGAAGGACUCAGCUGUGGGGUCCCAUGGUCGCAUGGUGGGGCCCAGUGCCAACCGGGCCAAGAAGAGGAAGCCCAACUUCUGCCCGCAGGAGACCGAGGUGCUGGUGUCCAAGGUGAGCAAGCACCACCAGCUGCUGUUCGGCACAGGGCUGCUGAGGGCUGAGCCCACCCGCAGGUACCGCGUGUGGAGCCGCAUCCUGCAGGCGGUGAAUGCGCUGGGCUAUUGCCGCCGCGAUGUCGUGGACCUGAAGCACAAGUGGCGGGACCUGCGGGCUGUUGUGCGACGCAAGCUGGGUGACCUUCGGAAGGCGGCCCAGAGUCCUGACCCGGGUUCUGGCCAGCCCCAGCCCCUGGUGCUCACGCCUGUGGAGCAGGUGGUGGCCAAGACCUUCUCCUGCCAGGCCCCAUCCCCUGAGGGCUUCAGCCUGGAGCCGCUCAGAGCCACCCAGGUCGACUCUCAGGACCUCCAGGAGCUCUUCCAGGAGACAUCAGCCAAUGUCUUCCGCAUCAACUCCAGUGUGACCUCCUUGGAGCGGAGCCUCCAGUCCAUGGGGACACCAAGUGACACCCAGGAGCUUCGGGAUAGCCUGCACAUGGCUCAACAGGAGACCAACAGAAUCAUCGGGGCCAGUGCCAGUGCUGUGAAGCAGAUGUCAGAGGUUCUGCGCGGCGCCUGCCCGGAUCGCCUGCAGCUGGACCAGCUGAAAAGGCAGCUGGCGGAUGCUCUUCAACGCUAUGGAGUGGUGCAGAAGAAAAUUGCAGAAAAGUCCAGAGCACUGCUUCCCAUGGCACAGAGGGGCAGCAAACAGAGCCCGCAGGUCCCCUUUGUGGAGCUGGCCAAUGAUGAGAAGAUCUUUAAUGGGAGUGAUAAUGUGUGGCAGAGCCAGGAGCAGGCGCUGCUUCCGGAUAUCACGGAGGAGGACCUGGAGGCCAUCCGGCUGCGUGAAGAGGCUAUCUUGCAGAUGGAGAGUGACUUGCUGGAUGUGGAUCAGAUCAUCAAGGACUUGGCCUCCAUGGUGUCGGAGCAAGGAGACGCCAUUGGGUCCAGCAGCAGCCAGGCCACUUGCCGGCGGAGCUCCAGCCCUGAGCCAGCCAUGGCAGCCCUGCUGCGGGGUGGGGGCCCAGGCUCUCCCCAACAGCCAGGCCCCCACCACCGCACCAAGACACGCAAGCCCAACUUCAGCCCCCAGGAGACUGAGGUGCUGGUGCAGAGAGUGAUACGCCACUACCCGCUGCUGUUUGGGGCGCUGCGGGGCACGCCAGCUCGGAAGCACCGCGUGUGGGGCAGGAUCCUGCAGGCGGUGAACGCGCUGGGCUACUGCCACCGAGACCUGGGCGACCUCAAGCACAAGUGGCGGGACCUGCGGGGCGCUGUGCGGAAGAAGCUGGCCGAGGGCGGCCCUGUCCCUGGCCUCAUCCUUACACCGGUAGAGCGCAUGGUGGCAGAGACCUUCUCUGCCCAGGCUCCCCCAGGCGAGGGCCAGGUCACAGAGCCCUUGCCAACCGAUGAGGAAGACGAGGCCCCCAGCUGCCUGUGGCUGCCCCUGCGGACCAUGGAUGGGCCCAGCCCGCCUGAACCCGACCCCCUGGACUUCCGAGGAACCUUCCACGUGCCCACCUCCUCACCCUCCCCACCUGCCUCCCCAGCUGCAGCCCCACCUGCAGCCACGUUUGUGGGGGCCUUCCGGCCUUCCCCACCCUCCUCAGCAUCAGUACCCACACCUCCCCUGCCUUCUGGGAAGACCCCGGCAGUGGCCUCCGAAGUGUCUGCUUUUGAGCAGCGGCUGCUGGACUCCCACCGGCGGCAGGGUGCCCUGCUGUCCUCCUGGGCCCAGCAGCAGAGUGCACUGAUGGCCCAGCAGAACCUGCUGCUGCAGCGGCUCGCAGAGCAGAGCCAGCGGUUGGCUGACGGGGUCGAGGCCCUCAAUCACACCCUCAAGAAGCUGGCAGAGGCACGCCCCAGCCAGGGAGCCUCGCCUUCUGUCCCAGAUGGCACCCUUGCUGGGGGACUGGCCCAUGGGCCCACCAGGAGCUCCCAGGACACCCCCGCUGAUGCCCAGCCAGGCCUCGAUGUCUUCUCAGGGAUGAUCCUAAAGGUUGGGUGGCUACCAUCUGGGUGCCAGUAGAAGAGGAGGUAGGAGCCAACCUGGCCACCUGGGGCCUGAGGGUCAGCCUGCAGCCUUUUUGGUGAGCCAGUGGGGCCUGGUCCUGAGCUGUUCUUCACACGGCCCAGUGUCAGUGACUGCUGUCUGUGAAAGACCCCAGACUGACGCCAGACAGCCAGCUGUCUUUGAAUGUGUCUUGGCCCUGCUUCACACUCUUCUCCCUCAAUGGGUUCCAUGGCUCUGUUCUGCAUGCAUGGGGGCCUCUACUCAAACGUAUCCCUCCCCAGGAAAGCCAUUCUCUACCCUUAACAUCCAGAUUUAUUUCAAACCACCCCGUCCAAGAAGCCUUUGUAAAUCUCCUUCUGGUUCUCGUCCACUAUAAACAUUCAUCGUGGUUGACAUUGACCUCUCUUAUGGCAAUGA